AUGCGUUCCCUCCCCCACCUCCUCGCCGCCCUCCUCACCACCACCGGGGCGGCAGCCUUCGAAUACAACACGUUCGACGGGCCCGGCUUCCCGUCCUGCUACAACGUAUCACGGGUGCACAACGCCACCAGCGUCGCCGACAUGGCCGCGGUGGUCAAAGAAGUUGCAGCCGCCGCCUCCUCCUCCUCCUCUUCAUCCGCAGUCGGGCGCGUGCGCGCCGCCGGCAAGGGCCACAUGUGGUACGACACGCAGUGCAGCGACGCGUGGACGGUGGUGGUGCGGACGGAGCAGGUGAACGCCAUCUCCGAGUUUGCGCUGCCCGCGGGGGCGGACCGGGGCUCGGUGUGGGUGGAGGCCGGGACGACUUUUUUUCAGCUGGCCGAGUACUUGCACGCGCGGGGCGCGUCGGUGGGGUAUACGUUGACGAAUUGGAAUAUCAGCUUCGGGGGGAGCGUGGCGAUGGGGGCGCAUCGGUCGUCGAUUCGCGAGGAGAGUAUGGUGGCGGCGGGGGUGUUGGCGAUGGAUAUUAUUGAUGGGAGCGGGGAGGUGAGGAGGGUGGUGAGGGAUGAGGGGGACGAUGAGUGGUUGGCGGCGUCGACGUCGUUGGGGUUGUUGGGUAUUAUUGCGAGGAUUCAGCUGCAGGUGUACGCGAGGGAGAGAAUAGGGGGCGUGGCUGACAAGUUUAGGCUCGACGAGAAGGACGUCCUCGACGGGGAUAUCUAUGGCAUGAUUGCACCGUACGCAACCGCCAAUCUCUGGUGGUGGCCAUACAAGCGCAAGUUCCACCACCGGUACUACGAUCCGGUGCCUUCCAACUCGACCCCCCAGGAAGGUUUCCAGAACACCUUCUCCGUCACCGAGCUGGAGGCCAUCGCCGCCCGUACCUUGCUCGACAGCGGCAAGUACCUGCCCACGUCCAACAUGCUGGCCGAGGAGAUAUUCUUUGGCCUGUGGGAGAAGCCCAACUUCCGCGAGAAGACGACCAACGAAGAGAUCAAGGAGUGGCCCGUCUACGGGUGGAACUACGACGUCCUCAUCGGCGGCCUGUACCCGGACCAGAAGGCCGAGUGGGAGUACGGCCUGGCGGGCUACACGAUGGAGCUGGCGUUCCCCAUGCCGCUGGCAAACAAGAUGUUGAAGAGGGUCCGGCAGCUGUUUGACGAUGAGCUCAAGAAGGGGAUCGUCAUGACCUCGACGUACCGGAGCGGGAUCAACAUCAAGUUUGGCAAGGCCUACUUUGACUUCCUCGGCCAGGUCACGUACAACACGACCGACGGGGCCGACUGGACCAAGGGCGCCAUCAUGUUUGAUUUUCCCUCGUUCCGGCCUACCAUUGGCGACCACAAGCGGUUCAACGAGCAGUUCUGUAAGGGAAUAUGGUAUAAAGCAUCCGGAACCACUGUUGAACUGACCGUGACCCAAAGACCACAGAGUAGCCAACACGCUCAUCGACGAGUUCCCCGUGCCGCCCGCACUGGGACCAAGAAUACCCGCGAAGUGUUUACUCGAUCGGUCAAGAACCUGGAUCCCAAAUCCCCAGCCCACCUGCAUGAUGCCUCGGUUUCUCGCCCGUAUGCCGACCUCUUUUCGCCACCCUAG
Chaetomium globosum CBS 148.51 is the source of this 1599-nucleotide messenger RNA. RefSeq lists its product as uncharacterized. NCBI's taxonomy places the organism in Eukaryota, Fungi, Ascomycota, Sordariomycetes, Sordariales, Chaetomiaceae. The transcript is spliced from 5 exons. Gene Ontology annotation, molecular function: oxidoreductase activity, acting on the CH-OH group of donors, oxygen as acceptor; FAD binding. Bases 1 to 1599 code for a protein of 532 amino acids. The record is from RefSeq and is a predicted model, not a curated record.